Molecule: messenger RNA, 13118 nt
Organism: Podarcis lilfordi (Lilford's wall lizard)
Lineage: Eukaryota; Metazoa; Chordata; Lepidosauria; Squamata; Lacertidae
Source: the annotation of a GenBank genome assembly
AGGGCUGGAGGCAGGCGUCCAGCGCCAGCGAGGAGCUGCAGCAGCAGCAGCCACGAGUUACGCACGCAGUGAGCUCAAAGCUUGUCUACGGGGGUCCCGCCUCCUCGGGUAGGGGGAGGGGGGCUCCCCCGAGCGCAUCCCAUAAAGGGCAGGGCGGGCUGCCUCGGCGCUCGCAUUCAAGGCGAACAGCCGAGGCGCUCGCGAAGCCGGGACCCGCCUCGCUUGCUUCCCUCAGCGGACUCCCGAGAGUUCACUUGACGAGGCGAGCCCGGCGGCGCCCCUUCCCGCCUCAAGAGUCGUCCCGAGAGGAGCGCCGGGGCUUCGAAGGUGCUGCUGAGGCGCUUGGACUGCCCGAGCCCACGCCCGCCUUCGGGGCGUCCUCGCUUGUCCCUUCUCUCCUCCGCAAGUUACCUCAGCACAGCAUGGAGAGGGCGGCCGCACGCCUGGCGCUGAGCGCGCUGUUGCUCUGCCUGGCCGCUCGGGGCAGCCCGCGGCAGCCCGACGAGGAGGAGAAGGCGCUGGUGGUGCCCGUGAGGCUGGAUUCCGCCGGGCGGCAGCAGCAGCGGCUCUACCGCCUGGACGCCUUUGGCGAGCGCCUCAGCUUGGAGCUGCAGCCCGACAGCAGCUUUUUGGCGCCGGACCUGACGCUGCAGUACGUGGGCAGCCGGCCCCGGAGCGAAGAGGAAGAGGCUUCCGAGCAGCCGGGCGCCUUGGCCGGCUGCUUCUACUCCGGCACGGUCAACGGCGACGCGCAUUCCGCCGCCGCCCUCAGCCUGUGCGGAGGGCUCCGCGGGGCUUUCUACCUGCGCGGCGUCGAGUACCUCAUUCAACCGGCCAACGCCUCCCUCCAGCAAGGAGGAGACGAGCCGCUUCGGCUGCACGUCCUGCGGCGCCGGCUGCGGAGGAGCCCCCGGCAAGACGGCGGAGCGAAGUGCGGAGUGACGGACUCCGAUUUCCCCUCUACGGCUGCGGAAGGGCGGCCGCAGCUGCAUGAAGGGAAGAAAGCGGCGGCUGCAGCAGGAGCAGCAGCACCGGAGCACGCGGCUCGCGCAGGUAUUAACCUCCCUGCACUUGGCUGUCCUUGGCGGGGAAGCCGCUGAACUUCCAAGCCAAGGGAGUUCAGGCUCUGUGUGGAACGUCAGCGGGAUGCGGCGUGGCACGCAUGCGCCCGGGCGGCCGCACUUUUUUGCCCAAGCGCCCGGAGUGGUCCAAAGGCUGCAGUCGACUUCCUCCGAUUGGCCACUCUAAAAAAUGGGGGUGGGCGCAAAAAGAGAGAGAGAGAUUUAUAACAAAGCUAGCUUGUGCUUAGGAAAUAAGGGUAGUUUCCAGAGUUUGCAUUCCGUCGCCCUUAAGAAUCCUUGCAACGAUUCUAUGACUGAAUAAGCUCUUCAGAAAUGUCCAUAUUUUAGAUCCUGAGAGUAUUUGUUUGGAGGUUCUAUUGAUUGCAACAGGCACCAUUUCCAAGCAGUUUAAAUCCUAUGCAAGUGGAGUGAGUCCUGUUGGACGCAGUGGGAGUGGCUUUCCGAUAAACAUGCACAGGAUUGCGUCGCCCACUAAUGACCUACAUUUAUUGUCCACAUGGAGGUCUUUAUUUGGGACUGCUCUGGAGUAAAUGUGGUGUGUGCAUCCAUUAUUCCAGUGUUAGACAUUACAGGAUGCCGGGUGCCAAGUUGUGCCCACCUGUUCUAGAAUAUUCCCCCCAAAAGUGCUUACUAUAUUCCCUGCCCCUCUACCAUUUAAAAUUAGAAGCUUCUAAAAAGUAAAUAGUCUGCAGUUCAUAUAAGGAGGAAAGCUGACCCUAACCUUUUAAAAAGAUCGUCGUAAGGGGGUUCAAAAUAAAUGAAAAGGGCAGGUCCAUCAUAGUCUGCAAACCUCUUAUUUUAGCAUAACCUCAUAGGAGUCAGGGGUAAUACUGUGGCAUUUACUAGUUUGAGGAGACCACUUUAGCAGAAUAUGAACUGAAAUUAAUGAGCACACAACCUGAUCCUAUGUUGCUUGGAAAUAAAUUCUACUGAGUUAAAUGGGGUCAUCCUGCCCAUCAAGCAUGUGUAGGAGUGCUUGUGUAGGAAUGCACAAUGUUCAGGCUAAGGGUUGAAAUGCAAUUCAUUAGAGCCUGGGUUACAGUCCCAAACACAAUUACUAAGUAAACUGGACUACACUGAACAUACCCUAAAUGCAGUGAGAUUUUGUUUCCCUUCAGUUAAAACAAGGCAGAACCUUGCAAUUAGCAGUGGUGCUGCAAUCCUAUAUAUAUUGGCUAAGAAACAAUUAUCCAGCAAAUUACAUUGUAACUCAUAAAUAAACAUAUCUACAUCAAAUUACAUUGAUAGUACUCUUGAGUCCUAAAUAUGUAAAUCUGUGCUCUCUGAACAAUAAAACAUACGCUCUAUUGAAAUUAGAGAUUGCACUCUUAUCCUAGGUUGCUCAGUUUGCAAAUCCCAGAGACAUAGCAGCUAAUCCCAAAUAAGUGUGCAUAGGAAUGCAGCCUUAACCUAUGCAGAAUUAUUCAGAAAUAAGUAAUCUAAUAACCAUUGCUAGUCCCAAAAUAUGAAUGAGAGGAGGUAGUUCAGGUAUAAUUUCCAUCUACAUCUUUAUGGAUCUUUAUGGAUGACACAGACACAGAACACUCGUUGGUUUUCUGAAGCUUGAGCACCAAGUCCAGCAGUAAAUGCUUUUUGAAUAUACUUUCCUACCUUGUAUCUUUCCUCAUCUUAAAUCAGUCACUCCUUUCCAAAGCUGCUUUUAGCUCCAUGGGCAGGAAAGGGCAGCCCCCGUAGCUAAAUGAACAACUUAAAACUGUUGCUGCUUCCACUCAUUUACAUGGCCUUUAUGAUUAGGAAAUUUCCACUGCAAAUUACACGGGGCAAGGGGAAGGAAUGAAUAGUGAAUCGAGCUCACUGUAUCCUCAAGUAUAUGCUCAUGGGGGGGGGGGGAGAAGGCAGAUCUUUAUUGACACAAAAGUAUCCCAAAAUUGUGGUAAUUGCUGUACAGUAUGAUCAUUCACAACCAUGCCUUUGGACACAGGUGUAGCAAAGGGGAAGUUCCAGCCCAAUAAGGGCUUGUGAAUGAAGACCAUUUAAUAUGACUCAUGCAGCCAAUGAGAAAGUAGAGGAAAAGGCACUAGGAGUAAGACAAGGGCACAGUGUCUGGAGCAUAGAAAGUGAUGCAGUGAGGUCACAAGAACUGGGUCACAGUAGCAAUUGGCUGCUUGGCACAAACUUUUAUUCCUGCACUCUGCUUUCCACGUGGAGCCCCACAAUCUUAGUCAAGGCUUUUGAUUUCCAGUGCCAGCAUGACAUAAUCCUAAGGUUUUAUUACCAGAAAGGGGGGAGGGCACUUGUUCCAAGCAUGCUUCCAGUCGUUUUAAUCCUACAGCGAAUUAAUUGUAUGUUCAUUCCUGGUUCCAUACAUACCCUUUGCUUUUAUUUAAGUACAAAUUUUAUUUUUAAUAGAAUUACAGCUGUUCUACAUGGAAAUCACACUCCAGUUUAAAACUGAGGGCUGAACGAGCAAUGCAAAAAGGAUAAAGCUUUUCCUCAGUUGAUGUGAGCUGGGCUUCCACAUACUGAAGCCUACCAUUUGAUCAACAAGACAAUAUUCUAUUCUGUUUAGGAGGCUCAGCAAUUGUGUCUGUCUGCAGCACACUUAACUUACAGCAGUAGGAAGGUGGGGCAUCUUUCUGCCUGACUAUAACAGCAGGGAGCUCAAUGGAGACUUGAGGCAUUACCCAUUUGCAGAGGGAAUAUGAUCCCUCGCUUCUCUACUGGCAGUAAUAGGGGAACAAUUUCCCUUUCUUAGAGGAAUAACUCCUCCUACAGGCAGGCAAGGAAUUUUGUUUCCAAACCAAGAAAGCAGCUGUCAUCAGCAUGAAGGUGUGCCAUUUCCAAGAAAAGUGGGGAAACCCCACUCCUAGUAUUAUGCCAAGCACAGAAACGUGGGCACGUGUAACAUGCAUGGAUCCAUGAUGAGACUUUGGACCUGAUCCUGAGUCAGCCUCUUAUUUCUAGACUCUGAAUCUUGGCCUAGGUUGCUUGUGAAGAAUGAUUCACAGCAGCAAGGGAGAUUUAUUUUUACCUGUGAUGGAAAUAUUGCCUGGAUUGAAAAAAAAAUUACAGAAUUUGCUUUUAAUAAUAAUAAUAUGUUGCAUCUUUGCUACUUUAAACUCUGUCAGAAAUGUUUACUGUUCAAGCUCUAGGUAUAAAACAAGUCCUCAGUCAGCUAUUUAUAAGUAUUUUUCUUUUCUAAAAUACAGGACAUAGAAGUACAAGGAAGAAAAGAUUUGUGUCAAGCCAUCGCUAUGUGGAAACCUUGCUUGUAGCUGACCAAUCUAUGGCAGAGUUCCAUGGGAAUGGGCUGAAACAUUAUCUUCUGACACUCCUGUCUGUGGCUGCCAAAUUGUAUAAACAUCCCAGCAUCCGGAACUCUGUCAGUCUGGUGGUAGUGAAAAUAAUGGUCAUCUAUGAUGAGCAGAAGGGGCCUGAUGUGUCCUCAAAUGCUGCGCUUACCUUAAAAAAUUUCUGCAACUGGCAAAAGCAACACAAUCCUCCUAGUGACCGGCAUCCUGAGCAUUAUGACACUGCAAUUCUUUUCACUAGACAGGUAAGGAGAAAAGAAUGAAAAAGGAAUGUGUUUGUUUGGCAGAUUUCCCGAGUAUGGUCUGGAAGUACAUAGGCUAAGCUGAGGCUAAGCAGGUCUGAGCCUGGUUAGUGUUUGGAUGGGUGACUAGCUGGGACCCAGUUUGGGUGCCAUGAUGGGGAAAGGCAGGAUUUAAAAAUUAAAAAAAUAAUAAUACAUUUAUUUACUUAUUUAUCAUAAGGCUUUGGAACCAAUGCAUCCAGAAACUUUUCAUUUGAUUUUUUUAGAAAUAUUGUUCCAAAGAUCCAGUCAGUGAAGAAAUAUGUUAAUGCACCAGUUUUACUUGCUAUACUUUUUGUAAUUUCACCCAUUUGGAAACUACAGAAAGUAAGUAGUUCAGCAUGCAUACUGCUGAGAAUUUGAUUUGUGAGAUUUGUUGGCUCCUGCUUGAACGGCAAAUCCACCUGGAACUCAUUCACAAGAUUUUUUAGGUAAAUUUCCAUUGCCACACAACUGCAUAAAGUAGGUGGGGAAAACUCAUACAUUAUGGUGUGGGAUAAUUACCCAAACAGUUUAUUUUAAAAAACCUCUAUAGGAAACUUACACUAUUGACUUAAAAUAUAUUUCUUUGCAGCAUGACUACCACAAUUAGCAUAGCAAAGUUUUGUGCAAGUCCUUCCAAGAGAGAAUUAUCUUUAUACCUGUUGAAAUUCUGAGUAUUAAUGCUCUUUCCAGAAGGAAAGGCAAACUGCCAAAGUAAGACUCUUCAUGCCAAGGUUAAGCUCCUGACCUAAUUAAUAAUGAAACUGGCUCUUCUUCUCCUUGUAUAGGAUCUCUGUGGUGCCAAGACAUGUGAUACACUUGGGAUGGCUGAUGUGGGAACAGCUUGUGAUCCAAACCGCAGUUGCUCUGUCAUAGAAGAUGAUGGCUUGCAAGCCGCUUUUACCGCCACUCAUGAAUUAGGUAAUUGAGAUUCAAGAGAGAUCUGUGGCAGCCGUGAUUUAUUUUAAAACAUACAUUAUGCAUUUUAGUCUGCAUUUAAGCUAUUAAAUCAGCAUGAUUCUCUGUUACUGUGGUCUAGUUCUCAAUGAGGUGGUCAACCUUUGCCUGGGUUGUUCCUCUUCAGACUACAGGUGGGGGGGCAUGCAUUAUUGAGUGUUCAUCCGACAACAACAAAAUAUCAGUUUACACAGAAAACUAGAUCUUAAGGAGGAUAGGUCAGAACCCUUCUCUCUGAUUUCCCCGCCUCCCUAGAGAAGCAUUCAGUUAUGCCACCCUCCACUUGUAAUCUGAAGAAACAAGACCAUAGGUGUGUGUAGUCUGAAGUGAUACAGCCACCUUACUGAGAAUCUGCAUAAAGUUGGGCAGCAUUUGGAGAACAAUCAUGAGGGGAAAGGGGCCUUUUAAUUAGUGCUGUAUCAAAGUGUUUUGCCAAAACCUUUCUUCUUCUUCUUCUUCUUUUUGGCAUUUCAGCAAAGUGAAGGAGAUGCAAUGAGCUCCAUCCCCAAGCUUGAUCUUCAGGAGUGGGGAAGAAAACUCUUUCAAAUAACAUUUUGGAAGGGCAGCUUUCUUGCGAUUCCAAACAAGAUGGCUGAGGGUUUACUCUCUCUGCCCUCAAAAUACACAUGACAAAAAAAGUUUUGUCGCCAUGAAAAACAGUGCCAGAACUUCUUGAGCAGUCCAAUCUGAACUAUUUUCAAAAUUCUCCAAUGCUGCAUUAUGCAGCCUUAUUCCACAGGGCAUUAUUGUGGAUCCAUUGGCCAAAUGUGAAUUACCAAAGGAAGUAAGAGAGGGUCUUCUGUUCAAAGUUUACUUAUACUCUGAAUUGCAGCUUUUGGCUGCUUGCAACCCUGGCAGAUGGCCUUGCAACCCUGACGCAAAACUUGCUCUGUUAUCAUUUUGUCCUUGGGACUCCUAAACUGUGACUUCUUUUCUCCAGUAGUACACAUCAAAAUUACAUCCAUGCAGAUGUUUAAUACUUAGUGUAAUGGAAUGUAAUUUUAAUGAGUCAUAAUGUAGAUAGCAGAUUUUAUGAUGCUACCUUUUUUUUCCAGGCCAUGUGUUCAGUAUGCCCCAUGACGAUGCAAAGCAAUGUGCUGGUAUUAAUGGUGUAAGCAGGGAUUCCCAUAUGAUGGCAUCUAUGCUUUCCAACUUGGAUCGAAGCCAGCCGUGGUCUCCGUGCAGUGCUUAUAUGAUUACUACGUUUUUGGAUAAUGGCCAUGGUAAGUCGUGGUUUCAAUUUAUCUCUGUAAUGCUAGGGUUCAUAUACUGCUUACAUUUAACGCUUUAAUUUCCAGCUUACUGAAACAAUUCUGCACUUCGUUAUGCUGCUUUCUAAUAUAAGUCUGCUGUUACUUGCCCUUUAGACCACUUUUACACAUCUGGGAAAUUAUUUAAAAGAUGGUCUUUCCCACAGAAGUGGCAUCAUUCCAGAAGGGGUGGGUGUUGACUGCAUGAGAAAACCCCACACAGUUGGCUCAUUCAGCCAUGUGGGUGGGUUAUCUAAGCCAAACAGGAAACGCUUGUGUGUAAGUGACAUCCAUACUGUUGUGACAAUGUCAAGAACAUAUUUUACUUGCUCUUCAGCUGUAUCAGACAGCUAUUGGUCAUAGUAACACAAAUGCAGUCCCCAGCAUGCUCGUGUCCAGCAUGCUCCUGAGUAUUAGGGAGAGAGGGCAAAUAGAGAAGGACUGGUGCUUUUGAAACCUCAGCACACAUUUCCUAGAGGCCUCUGCUUGGUUGUUACUGGAAACAGAAUGCUAUACUAGCCAGAUCAUAGGGGUGAUCUGAAGUUCAACGGCAACUUCCAUUUUAUGGUUGAAAAUAUGUUGUCAAAUAUUGACAGAUUCACUUCAAUGGUCUAAAACAUUCCUUUCUGCAGGCAAAAUGUGCCCAUCUUUGCACACUACAAAUGCUAUAAAAAUGACUUUGCAAAGAUGGGCACAUUUUGCCUGCAGAAAGGUCCAGGCUCAAUCGCCAGCAUCUCUAGGUAGGGCAAGGAAAAGGCCAUCAUGUCUAAAACCCCAGUGAGCCACUGCCAGUCCAUUUAUACCAGGGAUGGGGAACCUGCCAUCCAGCAUAUGGUGUUGGACUCCAAAUCCCAUCAGCCCUAGUAAGCAUGGCUGCUAAGCUGUGUGGGCCCAGUGGCCUUAAGACUGCUACCUAUGUUCCUCAGUGCUUUUGAAUCAUUAUUUUGAUCACUUUCAUGCAAUCAUUCAACAGAUCUCUGUUGCACCUGCUUAGACGUAUUUUCUUACAGUACAUUUUGUUAAAUAGAUAAAAUCCUAGUGAGUGCAUGUCUCAGAACAGAAAUCCCUCAAAUCUCUUUCUGAUACUAUCCUAUUUACAGGAAAAGCAACCCAACUUUUUAAAACAAAAGUUUCCCGUCACUCUUUUUCCCCCUUUCUCCAGGCGAGUGUUUGCUGGACAAGCCUCACAAGCCUAUCCAACUCCCUUCUGAUCUGCCUGGAACACAGUAUGAUGUGAAUAGGCAGUGCCAGUUCACAUUUGGAGAAGAUUCCAAACACUGUCCUGAUGCAGCCAGCACAUGUACAACUUUGUGGUGUACUGGCAUGUCUGGUGGAUUGCUCGUGUGCCAAACCAAACAUUUCCCUUGGGCAGACGGCACCACUUGUGGAGAGGAAAAGUGGUGCAUGAAUGGCAAGUGCAUUGAGAAGACAGACAGGAAGCAUUAUGAUGUAAGUAUGGUUAUUUUUUUUAAAAAAACCACCUGAAAAUAUAUAUCUAUAAUCAAGAGUGAUGAUGUACAGUGUAAUUAUUAUUAGCUGCCUUGAGUCCCAGAAUGGGGAAAUGGUGGAAUAUAAAUAAUAAUAAUUAAUAGUAAUAAUGAUGAUGAUGAUUUGAUUUGCUACCUGCCCUUCACCUCAAGAUCCUAUGCACAACCAUUUAAAAUGCAGCAUGAAGAUAUGGCUAAACAAAUUAGGAAUACUCUGGGCCACUCAAGUUUUUAGUUUUGAUAAAUCUAAAUAUUUUAGCUUAGUAUAGUGAUUCUGUGUGUGUUAACUCAGAAGUAAGGGGGCAGUCCAAACGUCCGACUGACAGCAGUAUGGCCUAAUGGGGCAGCAUAGCCCCCACCACAGUCACGCCACUCAUGCCAACUAGGCCAGGGGCAGCAGAGGAAAAUGACACUCCCAGUCACUAAAAAGUGGGCAUAGAGUUGCAGCCUAAAAUAUGUUUCUAAUGGUUGAUGCUUUCCCCCAAAGCAUUUCACAUGUGGGCUUAUUUCUGUGUCUUGAAAUGUAGACCCCUAUUCAUGGUGCCUGGGGAUCAUGGAGUUCCUGGGGAGAGUGUUCCAGGACAUGCGGUGGUGGAGUGCAGUACUCUCUGCGAGAGUGCGACAACCCAGUUCCCAAGAACGGCGGGAAAUACUGUGAGGGAAAGCGGGUGCAGUACAGGUCGUGCAACAUUGAAGACUGUCCAGACAACAAUGGUAAGUUACAAUCAGUUGUUUUUUUCAAAUAGAAAAGAAAUGUAGUUGUGAUAUCUUCAAAAUGCCUAAUAAAUGUAUUUUCUGUACACAGGCAAAACCUUCAGGGAGGAACAGUGUGAGACUCACAAUGACAUUUCCAAGUCUCCUUUUGGAACUGGGCCUGUAGUGGAAUGGACACCCAAGUUUGCUGGAGUCACUCCCAAAGACAGAUGCAAGCUUACUUGCCUUGCAAAAGGCACUGGCUAUUUCUUUGUCCUUCAGCCUAAGGUGGGUGUGGGUGUCAGUGUCGGUGCAUAUUACUUAUAGGCAAAGUUUUAUAUGUGCCAUUAAAUUUUAUUGAUCCUAACAAUUGCUUAAAGAGGCACACCCUAAUAUGGAAACUAACACUUUAUUCAAAUAGCUUCACUCCCCUUGCUUCACUGCAGUCCAAUCUUCCCACUGCAAACCAAUUUGCGUGCAUAGUCAUUCUGUUUCUAUAUCUUAUUUUUAAAAUACCUUUGAAAAUAUUUUACAUGGUAUCUGAAUUUAUUCAUUUUCUAAGAUCCAGCAGGUUCCUUCAUUCUCCCUCUACGCCAUAGCAAUGCCUAAUUACUAAACAUCUAACUUCUAAAAAGUAAUAAAAUGCUUUUUAUUCGAUUUAGUUUCAAUUUUGGAGCUAUUAGUCAGAAAAACUCAUCCCUCAAAGCUUAAAGUAAGGUAUAGUCGUAUUCUUCAUAAUGAAAUAUUAUUUGGCUAUAUCCUGACUUCCUGAUCCUUGAAGAAAUUAAUUAGGCUCCUGCUGACACAAGUGCUGGAAGAUCAAAGUCUGUUUGUUGCUGUUACAGAAUAUAAAUUUAUAACUUUUGAUAUAGAGAGACAGGCAAGGAGCAGUGAGCUGUCUUUGUGAUGCUAUGCAUGAGCAACUGCCCAAGAAAGAACUUAGUGUUGUCGGUUCUGAACACCAAUGUGAGAGAUUUGGGGAGGCUUAAAUUCUGAGAGGGAAGAGGAGACUGUACUCUGCCACAUUCCCUACCAACCCCCCAAAAUCCUCACAGAUGCUUAGCUUACAGAGCUGGACUUCUGUUCAGUUUUAUACCAACACAGUUCCUAAUGAUCACAAACUAUGCGCACAACCUCCAAGUGCUGGAUAUAGAAAUCCAGGAAGCAGUUAGGCAGUACCUUUCUAUGCAUGUAGUCCAGAAUCCAGCCAGUCAUGUGUUUAUGGAAACCCACUUCUACACAUGCAGCACACUCACUGAACAAGGACAAUAAAAUUAUAGUUUUAUUAUGACUCCCACUAUUGAUUUUCAGUGGGGACCACUGAAUAUCUCCUCCGUUGAAACUAUUGUGAUUAAAAAGUGUUUAACUCUGGAUGGAUUGUACCUGGUGCCAAAAAUGUUUAGUGUUAGUACGAACACAUGUGUGCCCUUCUAAUCAUGGCUUCUUUGCUUUCUUUAAAGGUGGUGGAUGGAACCUUGUGUAGCCCAGAGUCCACUUCAGUCUGUGUCCAGGGGCAAUGUGUAAAAGCUGGCUGUGAUCGCAUCAUAGGCUCCAGUAAGAAGUUUGAUAAAUGUGGCGUCUGUGGAGGAAAUGGAUCUACUUGCAAGAAAGUGUCUGGAACACUUUCUAGUUCCAGGUAUGUGGGGUUUUAUCCUUAACUGUUCCUAAUAGCUUACAGAUAUGUCUUAUCCACUAGGAUUGUAGAGCAGUUGUAUUGUUCAGCUGAGGGACCAAACUUUCAUCUUUUAAAAUUGAAAGCUUACUUAAAGCUUGCAUUAAUGUACAGGACCAAACUUUCAUCUUUUAAAAUUGAAAGCUUACUUAAAGCUUGCAUUAAUGUACAGGAAUUUUAACUUUUGAAGCUGCAAAGAUCUAGCCAAUCAUAAGUUUCUGUACUUAAUGUGAUCCUUGAGUAAAUAAGGAUAUACUGGAGACUCAACUGCUGUCCUCUUUUUCUUACCUCUAGACCUGGUUAUCAUGAUGUUGUUGUGAUCCCUGCUGGGGCAACGAACAUAGAAGUUAAACAACGGAAUCACAGAGGUAUCAGGCAGGACGGCAGCUUCCUUGCUAUUAAAGCUGCAGAUGGCACCUACAUUCUCAAUGGUGACUAUACACUAUCAACUGUGGAGCAAGACAUCACCCAUAAAGGCAGUGUGUUGACAUACAGCGGCUCCUCAGCUCCUCUGGAAAGAAUCCGCAGCUUCAGCCCACUGAAGGAACCUUUAACAAUACAGGUCCUUACCGUGGGUGAUUCGUUUCGACUUAAGAUCAAAUACAGCUAUUUUGUGAAGAAAGCGGGUUCCGAGAAACCUCCCAGCAAAAAGACUGAUUCUUUCAAUGCAAUUCAGGAGACGAUCUUAUCUGAAUGGAUUUUUGAAGAAUGGGGAGAAUGUUCUAAGUCCUGUGGUACUGGUUGGCAGAGGAGAUCUGUAGAGUGCAGAGACCUUAAUGGACAGCCUGCCACAGACUGUGCAAAAGAACUCAAGCCAAGCGAUGUCCGGCCGUGUGCAGACACACCAUGCCCACAGUGGCAGCUGGGAGACUGGUCACCAUGCUCUAAGACAUGUGGGAAAGGCUUCAAGAAGAGAUUGUUAAGAUGCAUGUCCUUUGAUGGUGCCACAUUGUCCAACGAAAGCUGUGACAUUUCAAAGAAACCUAAGCAUUUAAUAGACUUCUGUAAUGUUACAAACUGCAGCUAAACCGUAACAGGUUGGGGAAGCUAAAGUUGGUUGUUUUCUUUUCCCCUUCAGACCAAAGCACUGAAAAUGAACUAUUGAGAGGUAGCAAUUGUAAUUCGCAUGGAAAAUUCACAGGGAAUCCACUGAGAUGGAACAGUGCAAAUAACGUUAAAUAGUAUACUGAAAUGUAAAACAAAAAACCACGUCAACUGAAAAUCUGAUAAAAACCAAUCUUAGUUGCUAGCUGUUUCAUCUUCAGCAGGUAAAAGUCCUGAGGCAUUACAAUUUCCUCUUUUAAGUCUGUUACAAAUUAAACAAAACAUAGGCAGUGGCCAAAGAAGUUUAAACAAACAUUUCAAUGUUUUAGUGAGAGUUGGGUUUUUUGUUAAAACUUAUUGAGUUUGUUUUGUGGUACUGAUAAAAUCCCUCUCUUAAUCAAAGUUGGAGAGGGAGGACCAUUUUCCUCUAAGCUUAAUUAUUGGUCAGCUCUUGCCUACCUCACAAAAGCAAAAAAACGUAACAGUAUUUUUUGGGGGGGGAAACUAUAUUGUUCAUGGCUGCUAUCAGUAGUUUUAUAUAACAGUAGAGUGAUAUUUUCCACCAGGAAGCAAACAAUUACAAUGAUGUUUGCUUGUAAAAUCUGAUAACUAGAAUGUAGUGCUCUUAAAACCUUUUGAUUUAAUUAGAUCCUUUUUCUUCAUUGUAGCUGGUAUGCUCAACCUGCAGAGUUAGAAUGGUAGCAGUUCGAGAACCGCACACUGUUCUCACUGCCCUGGAUUGAUCGCUCCCUUAUGUGUGUGUGUCUGUUCUUCAUGCCCACAAUUGUUCCACAGGACUCCAACAAAACCCAAAUUUAGCUUUGGAGCAUAUGCAUGUGCCUGAUUCCACCAUGAAAACAUAUUCCUAAAUUGUUACCAUUUGAGUUAUCUAACAGCCACCAUUUUGUUCAGAUACAGCUCUCCACCUCGUCGAAAGUAAUAUUCUUAUGUUUUCUGCAAAGAGUUAAUGGAAUUUUAUGGAUAGAAAAUUGCUUAAUACAUGGCACCCCAUAAAUUUGCAUUGUUUGAAUCACUUGUACGGCAGGGAAGAUUGCUGCGGGAUAGCAGGUCCAUCCACAGCAGUAUGCCAGUCCCUGCAUAUUUAAAAAGGAUGUGCUAGUUCAUAGACUAUGAGAGAAUAUGGCUCUCCAUAUGUAUAUAGUAAAAUAUAUUGCUAUAGAGGAUGCGUACUUUAUAAGUAUUUAUAUUCUUUCCCUUCUGAGAAGGGUUAUAAUUGGUAAUAAAAUGCAUAUAAUGAACCUAUUUAUUUUUAUAUUUCUUGGCUAAUAUGAUCUCCUAAGUUAUCACUUUUUUAAAAAAAGAAAAAGACAUAUAACAAGGAUAGAGUAUUUAUGCAAUAUAAUAUGAUACUAGAGAUAAUAAACACUAUGAAUUUUG